Cuscuta europaea is the source of this 2481-nucleotide messenger RNA. Lineage: Eukaryota; Viridiplantae; Streptophyta; Magnoliopsida; Solanales; Convolvulaceae. The record is from the annotation of a GenBank genome assembly.
GAAAGAUCGAAUAUACACUUUAAAAUUUAAAAGUGGGUGUAGUUGUCAUUAAAAAGAAAAAGAGCAAAGGGAAAAGGGGAGUUUGAGGCCAGCAAUACCGUAUUCUUUGCUUUACAGAGCUCCUUGCCAAAUUGUUUUCUGUACUUUAGGUCUGACAGAGAGACCAUAGUAGGAUGCUACUAAUAAGAAUAGAGCUUUUCUCCUACACCACUACUAGAUUAACACCCACAAGAAACUCAUUUCCGGUGGCAGGGCGGUUCUACCUAGCUUCUACCAGCCUUCUCUGCCGCAGGAGUAUUAAAUAAUUAGUACUGAUGAGGAGAGAAACAAAGGCUGUGUUAUGGUCUGUCUCGUUUCUUGGCUUUCUGUGCUCUGCUAUUGGUUUGUUAUCUCCUAAAGGUGUAAACUUUGAAGUUCAAGCUUUAAUGGAUAUAAAAGCCUGUCUGAAAGACCCUCGUGGUGUUCUUGAUCGAUGGGAUGCUAACGCUGUUGAUCCUUGUAGCUGGUCCAUGGUUACUUGCUCUCCAGAUGGUUUAGUUAUUGGACUAGGAGCUCCAAGCCAGAACUUAUCUGGAAUGCUCUCUCCAAGCAUUGUAAAUUUGACCAACAUCCAGACCAUAUUCUUACAGAACAACAACAUAACUGGACUGAUCCCAGAUGAGAUAGGACGCCUCCCUAAUCUUCUAUCUCUUGAUCUUUCCAACAAUCUCUUUACUGGAAAAAUCCCUUCUUCCCUAGGCCACUUGCAAAGGCUCAAGUAUAUGAAACUCAACAACAACAGUUUAUCUGGAGAAAUUCCAAUGUCUUUGACCAGCAUGACCGAGCUUAUUCUCAUGGACUUAUCAUGCAAUAACUUGAGCGGAGCUGUCCCGAAAGUCCCUUCAAAGGCAUUCAACAUUGCAGGAAAUCCUUUGAUAUGUGUCAACGGGUCUGAAUCAUACUGCAAAGGCAUGACUCUGCUGCCUAUGUCAAUGCCAGUUGACACUUCAGGAACUAACCAGUCUUCUGCGAAACAGAAAAGCCACAGGCUAGUCAUUGCCUUAGGUUCAACCAUUGGCUGUUCAAGUAUUCUAGUCCUAGGAAUUGUUCUAUUUCUAUGGUCAAGGAGUAGGCAAGACAAGCAAUUGUUGGAUGACGCCCGGGACCAUGAAGAAAUAUCCUUGGGAAACAUAAGAAGGUUCCAAUACAAGGAACUUCAAAAUGCAACCAACAACUUCAGUGGUAAACAUAUUCUGGGAAAAGGGGGGUUUGCAAAUGUGUACAAAGGAUUUCUCUCGGAUGGAACGGCAGUGGCUGUUAAGAGGUUAAAAGACGGGAAUGCAAUUGGUGGUGAAAGACAGUUCCAGACAGAGGUUGAGAUGAUUAGUUUGGCUGUGCACCGCAAUCUUCUUAAGUUAUAUGGAUUUUGUAUGACGGCUACAGAAAAGCUUUUGGUUUAUCCUUAUAUGUCCAAUGGAAGCGUCGCUUCACGCCUCAAAGUCAAACCAGUGUUGGAGUGGGUGAUGAGGAAGAGGAUUGCCAUAGGAGCAGCAAGAGGGCUGCUGUAUCUUCAUGAGCAGUGUGAUCCAAAGAUAAUUCAUAGAGAUGUUAAGGCAGCAAAUAUUUUGCUUGAUGAAAGUUGUGAGGCAGUUGUGGGGGAUUUUGGGCUAGCUAAACUGCUGGAUCACAAGGACACCCAUGUCACCACUGCCGUGCGGGGGACUGUGGGCCACAUUGCUCCAGAAUAUCUAUCAACGGGCCAAUCCUCAGAGAAAACGGACGUGUUUGGAUUCGGAAUCCUCCUCCUCGAACUAAUCACGGGAAUGGGGGCUAUAGAGUUUGGAAAAUCAGCCAACCAAAAAGGAGCUAUGCUUGAAUGGGUUAAGAAAAUUCACCAAGACAAGAACCUAGAUAUACUUGUGGACAAAGACUUGAGAAACAAAUAUGAUGAGAUAGAGCUAGAGGAAAUGGUGCAAGUUGCUUUACUAUGCACCCAAUAUCUUCCGAGCCAUAGGCCCAAAAUGUCUGAAGUGGUCCGAAUGCUUGAAGGCGAUGGGCUUGCAGAGAAAUGGGAAGCAUCUCAAAAAGCAGAACAGUCACACAAGUACAUGACAACACACACGUUCUCGUCAUCGGAGCGGUUCUCAGAUCUCACUGAUGACUCUUCUGUGCUUGCUCAAGGCAUGGAGCUCUCUGGUCCAAGGUGAGCCCUGGAAGCCGAACUGGACGCCAACCGGUUUAAAGACUUAUUUUUUAGUACAUAGAGUGAAGUGAGAUUUUUAGAAGGUGGGCGUAUACAUAUGGCUAAAGAAGGCUGCCCCCACUAGAGUGUUUAUUAUUAUGUUGUAUAGGAGUGGAAGACGUAGUUGAUGACUUCAACCGGGUUUGGUUUUCCAGUGAAUGAGAAUUUUGGUAGAUGGCAUUCUUUGUACAAGAGAACAAAGAGAAUUUUCAAUUUGUUUAUAAUUAGAAGAUGAUCAAAAAAAUUUGUUUAUAAUUAGA